AUGUCGAGUGUGGAGCGGGUAAAGUGCUGGCUAAUCCAAGGUCGAGGUUGGACCUCUCCGGGGUGUGACGAGGCGGACGCCGCCGGUCAGCAGCCGUUGCAAACCGCAACCCGCCGACGCCGAUCGGGCCGGAGGCCAACAUCCAUCAGUGCUCCCCGUAUGUGGUUUGUUGCUGACGCAUGCGCAAAGACAUGGGUCGGUGUCAAGGUCCAGACAGAUGCGAUGUAA
Messenger RNA from Colletotrichum graminicola M1.001, 228 nucleotides. RefSeq lists its product as uncharacterized. NCBI's taxonomy places the organism in Eukaryota, Fungi, Ascomycota, Sordariomycetes, Glomerellales, Glomerellaceae. The coding region runs from base 1 to 228 and encodes 75 amino acids. The transcript has a single exon. The record is from RefSeq and is a predicted model, not a curated record.